AUGCACCCGCGACUGUUUCGGCAGCGGCUGCUCGAGCUUGCCGCGGAGUACGAGGGUCUCCACGCGGCGGCCACCGAAUCGUUCGCCGAGGUGCCUGCGGUGCCGCGCGAGUCAUCCGAGGGCGAGGCGGCGACGAGCCAGAGCGGUGACGGCGAGGGCGCCCCGCCCGGCGCCAGGAGCGCGCUGCCGCGGAACAGGGCCAGGGCCCAGGUGUGCGCUGCCGCGGAACGGAACAGGGCCGCUGAGCGAUGGUUGGUGCAGGUUGAGGGCCCCCCCGACGAGAGCUCGGAGCCGAGAGCUGCGUCCGACGCUGGGGUCGCGGCGCAGCGCGGGCCCGCGGGGCAGCUUGCGGCGCACCCCGACGAUGACGGGAGCGCGGCGCGGAUUCCGAGGAACCACGCGAGGUUGUCCGCGGGGAGCUUCUCCAUUGGAAGUCCAGUGCCGAGCAGCCACAUGCCGGAGACCAAUGAUGGGAGUUCCGUUCCGGACGCCGUAGAGACGAUGAGGAGCUCGAGAAGGGAGAGUGGGGAUUCUUUCGCCACAUCGGUCUCCGCGGCAUUCGCCUCCGCCGGCGCAGUUGUCCGUAAUUGCCUAAGACGCGACACGGAGCAGAUGUCGGAACAAAGACCCACGACACCACAAAACGACAGGAACAGUUAUUGGAGUUGGUUGUCUUUGAAGGAAACGAUGAAGUUCAGUAAUGAAGUGAAAAGGUCGACGGCAAGGAAGUCCUCUCGCCGGUCGACUUCAGUAGAUUUGCAGAAAUUGCAGCAGAAGCCUUUGGCCGAUUUUGUGAAGAGUCGCUAUUUUGCUAUGGGUUCCGCACUUGUGAUCAUCAUGAGCACCGUGUUGAUUGGCAUUGAGACCCAGAUUUUUUCUAGCCUGUCCCACCAGGGGUCAGACUCGAAGCACCUCGCGAUGGCCCUAUCGGCAGCGAAUUACUUACUCACUUUGGUGUUCGCGGUGGAGGUGCUCAUGCGAAUAUACGUGCUAGGAAUCAUGCACCCAGGCGACAGGGUGUGGAACUGCUUCGACAUUGCAAUCCUGCUCCUGGCGCUGGCCGAGAUCGCUCUGGAGCUUGUGGUGCUCGCGAUCUUGGGCAAGGAUCAUAACCUCUUCGAUGGCGGUGGGAUGGCGAAGAUGCUGCGCCUGUUUCGCCUUACUCGGCUUCUCCGAAUCAUCCGGACGUUUCGCCAGUUGAAGCCGCUGCGUGUGCUGGUGCAUUCCAUAGCAUCCGCUGGCAAGUCCGUGUUCUGGGCCCUCAUGCUUCUCUUCAUGAUCAUAUUCUCCUUUGGAGUGAUCUUGACUCAGGCUGUGUCUGAGCAUACCGAAGGUGGCACGCGAGUCGAUGACGAUGAUCUAGUUUCGUACUACGGAGACCUCUUACGGUCAAUGCUCAGUCUUAUGAUGGCUGUGUCCGGAGGUAUCAGCUGGCAUGAGUUAACAGCGCCGCUGCAGGGAACUGGAAACAUUGGGUGGAUGUUCCUAUUUCUGGUUUACAUUACAUUCGUGUACUUCUUUGUGCUGAACGUUGUGACAGGUGUGUUCUGCCAGAAUGCGAUCGAAGGGGCUCAACAGGAUCUGGAUCUUACAAUUGAGGCGCAGCUCAGGGAGAAGCAGGUAUACGCGGACCGCCUCAAGCUGCUUUUCGAGGAGAUGAACCAGGAUUGCGAUCCUGAAGAGGGGCUGACAGCGGCCGAUAUAAACGAGCAGAUGGAGAAGCCCAAAGUGCAGUCGUUUUUCAAGGCCCUGGACAUUGACGCGAAGCAGACGUGGAAGCUGUUCAAGGUUCUGGAUUCCGCCAACUCUGGCGCCAUCUCCCUCCAGGACUUCGUCGAGGGGUGCCUGCAGAUGAAGGGGUCGGCCACGCGCGUCGACGUGGAGUCGCUGAAGUGGGAGAUCCGAGCCGCAAACAAGCGCGCGGUGCUCACUGCCGACAGGAUUGCGGAGCUUCUGGAGCAGAUCUCCGCGUCGGGGGCCGCAGCUUGCGCAGCCUGCGGCGGGUCAGUCACGAGGUGA
Molecule: messenger RNA, 2019 nt
Organism: Prorocentrum cordatum
Lineage: Eukaryota; Dinophyceae; Prorocentrales; Prorocentraceae
Source: the annotation of a GenBank genome assembly